AUAAAGAGGAAGAAGAAGAAGAAGAAGAAGGUCGUGGAGAGAUGGCUGAGAGCGGCACUCAGCUGUUUGCCCGCCUGGAGGCCCGUCGCUGCCUGAAGGACAUUGAGCCUCGGUUGUUUGCUGAUGAUGGAGGACCUGACCAUGGUGAGGUGGUGGAGUUGUAUGGUCCGGAGGGGACAGGUAAGACAGAGCUACUCUACCACCUUCUGUGUCGGUGUGUAUUGCCAGUGGCGGCUGGCGGUCUAGAGGUGGACGUUGUCUUUGUGGACACUGACUACAGUCUGGACAUGUUCCGGCUGGUCAGCAUCCUUGACAACCGACUGAACGCAGGUGUUUCCACAAGUUUGACAUCAGCCAGGUCAAAUGAUGCAGCACUACGUUCCUGUCUUUCUCGCCUCCUGGUGGUCCACUGUUGCUCCUCCUCCCAGCUCCUCCUCACUUUUCAUUUCCUGGAGACCACGUUAUCUUCUCGGCCCAGUGUGGCUCUCCUUCUCAUUGACAGCAUCUCAGCGUUCUAUUGGCCGGAUCGCAGCGAGGGCGGAGCCAGCGUCACCAGGCAGGAGGAGAAACUCAGCAAGUGUUCCGAGCUCAUGGCACGACUGCUCAGGGACUACAGAAUCACCAUCUUUGCAACCUGCCACACCAUCAGGAGGAGUUCCAGUGGACCGUCUUCCUCGUCCUCCGCCUCAGAACCGGACCGGUCAUAUCUCUGUCGCUCCUGGCAGCGUCUGGUGACCCACCGGCUGCUCUGCUCCAGACAGGAAGCUGAAAAUAAGCUGGCCCCCGCAGAUGGAGGGAACAGAGAGCUGAGAAGCCGGCAGGUCUUCAGCGUCCACUGCUCUUCCUCCUGGAUGGGGACCAAAGCUUCCAGGGUCAGCUCCUUUACAGUGACGGAUGGUGGGGUGGAGUUUACCUGAACCCUUGGACCUCCUCGUCUUCCUGCUCGACUUUAAAGACUUAAUGCUGGUCUUUUUAUUUAAGGUUAUCUGAAUCUAACAUGUUAAAGGUGAAUAAAACCAGAGAGGCACCAGAA
Messenger RNA from Fundulus heteroclitus (mummichog), 1033 nucleotides. Its product is annotated as DNA repair protein XRCC2-like. The transcript has 6 exons. Gene Ontology annotation, molecular function: ATP binding; ATP hydrolysis activity; ATP-dependent DNA damage sensor activity. Gene Ontology annotation, cellular component: centrosome; replication fork; Rad51B-Rad51C-Rad51D-XRCC2 complex. Gene Ontology annotation, biological process: DNA strand invasion; double-strand break repair via homologous recombination. Bases 42 to 917 code for a protein of 291 amino acids. Lineage: Eukaryota; Metazoa; Chordata; Actinopteri; Cyprinodontiformes; Fundulidae. The record is from RefSeq and is a predicted model, not a curated record.